Messenger RNA from Haliotis rubra (blacklip abalone), 2158 nucleotides. RefSeq names its product sodium-dependent glucose transporter 1A-like. The coding region runs from base 491 to 1990 and encodes 499 amino acids. NCBI's taxonomy places the organism in Eukaryota, Metazoa, Mollusca, Gastropoda, Lepetellida, Haliotidae. Gene Ontology annotation, biological process: transmembrane transport. The transcript has 3 exons. The record is from RefSeq and is a predicted model, not a curated record.
AGGCACACCCUCCCGUAGCUGAGCUUUGUAGUGCAACGUAUCACAAUGUCAUGCUAAGGCUCCUUGGAUUGGACGUUGGAGAUAAUGGCAGGGUCAGAAUGUUAACGAGGGGCCUUCAUUCACCGCUGACGGUGAGGGUGGCGGAGGACGACCUCCAGAUGGAGGAUUGCAGUCACGUGACCUGGUAACCUACAUAACAGUAUCGGGUCGGAGUGACCUAGAACGUGACUGUGUAUCGACGAGGCGCAUAUGCCUCCGCUCCAGCCUACAUAUGCAUGGGUUCACUGUAGAGGCAAGGCUUGAGCAAUGAGUGCCACAGAAAAAUACGGAGAUAUACAUGGCUUGGUAUAAUAAGUACGCUUGUGUUACAGGUGCAUCGCACGAAGGUGGAGCUAGAUAACAUGGAAUGUUAUUAAUGUUGGCACAUAUUGGUUGACCCCAUUUAUACGUCAGACUGAGCCGUGGGACAGUUGAAUUGAUUAUUGGAACCAUGGCAGAAGAAGACAACUUUGAAGAGGAGGACCAACGUGCAAGCUUCCGGCAGAAACUGAAGCAUUCUGGGUACAGACGGAAGUUCCUACACACUAUUGUGUUGUUCCUGUCGUUUGCCGUUCUGGGUGUCUGUGAUACAAUCCAUUAUCCAGCAUUCCUGGACCUGGCCCUGAUAACAGGAACCAAUAUAGAACAGGCUUCCGUCUUCUACACCGCUAUGUCCGUCGGCGGCCUGGUGGGUUCAGUGGUCAUGGGAUUCCUGUUUGACAAGCUGACCAAUCACAGACUUUUUCUUCUAGCUGCUUCUAAUAUAGGUGGCGCUGUGACUUUAGCAGCUAUCCCCUGGUCCAGCAACUACCAUCUGACAAUAUUCAUCUUCUUUAUCAACUAUGUGUUUAAUCUGGCAUUUGAUACAGGUACACACGCAGACCUUCUAAACACGUGGGGCAAGGACGGCAAGAUGUUUCUUCAGUUUCUCCACUUCUCCUACGCACUUGGAACCAUCCUAUCGCCACUAAUCGCGGAGCCAUUUCUUGCAGAACUAGGGGGAGACAACUCCACACACCAGUCAUCACAACACGUCGAUCUCACCAGACUUCUCCCCAACAAUACGGCUGAUCUCACACCUUAUGCUGCCGUGAAGGACAACUCUACGAUCCCAGUUUACGACAACCAUCCGAAGAGUCAGAUACAAUAUGCAUACUGUAUCGCGGGACUUUUAUUCCUUUUUUCGGCUCUGCUCAUGGGUUUAGAGGGUUGUGUAAAUCGCAAGAAACCCAAGUGUGCCGUCGUUAAGGAAGACCAUCGAGAGAUCCGCGAACUUCAACCGAGGACGAAAGUCAUAGUUCUUGUGAUUGUAUCCGUAAUAUAUUUCUUCCACUGCGCGUCCGGGCUUACGAUUUCUGGCUACAUGAUGGCAUUCUGUGUCCAAGACAGAGGCUGGAGUAAAGAAACAUCUUCAUACCUUGCCGCAGUGUUUUGGGCGGUUUUUGCCGCCUCCCGCCUCGGAGGAGUGUUCGUCAUCAAAUACAUAUCCCCAUUGAAACUAAUGUUUCUCUGUAACUGCUUGUUAACGCUAUCAGUAAGUGGACUUUGGGUCGGAGUUGCUGCUCAAAGUGAUACCUGGGUGUGGAUCUGUAUCAUUGCCACAUCUAUAGGAGCGGCUGUGUUCUUUCCAACAGGGUUUAUCCGUGUGGAGACCGACAUCAUGCCAGUGACGGGGAUGGUCGCUGGUAUCAUGAUGCUUGCGACGAACGCUGCGGGGAUUGUUAACCCCUUGUUGGUGGGGUAUCUGAUGCAGGAGGUCUCCCCGAAGUGGUAUGUUUAUGUAACCUUCGCCGAGGUUGUUGUGUGUUUCGUCUGUUGCUUCGUACUUGAUGUUGUGGUCAAAACUAUGGUUACGAAGCAAAGGUCCAAUUUGAGUGUCCCCGCUGACGAAGAUGGCGAGGAAAAGUUUGUUGCAGAGCAUCAAUCACAACAAAACGCAGUGACCACAUGAGAACUACAUCCGUCAGCCUCGUGUAGUGAGUGAGUGAGAUUUGUAAUAUAGCACCUUUAGUGAAGUUUUACAUCUGGAUUCAGAAAUGAAAAACAUGACAGUGAACAAAUCGAAACAUGAAUCUCAUUAACCAAUCAGACAAUGACCUACUUUUCAGCCGAUCCGAAU